Trypanosoma grayi is the source of this 474-nucleotide messenger RNA. RefSeq lists its product as hypothetical. The coding region runs from base 1 to 474 and encodes 157 amino acids. Lineage: Eukaryota; Euglenozoa; Kinetoplastea; Trypanosomatida; Trypanosomatidae. The record is from RefSeq and is a predicted model, not a curated record. The transcript has a single exon.
AUGGCAGCGGGUGUCCUUACGCAGAUCGCACACAAGUGUUGGGGGAGGUCCAACCUGGAAAGCGUAUUUGACGCGCUUCGAAUGCAGGCCCUCGUGAAACAGCGGUGUCGUGAGACAAUAGUGGGCGCAUCAGCAUCAGCAACAGUGGCGUCAAGAAGAGGAUCGCCAACGUCCACGAGGAACUUGGCGUGGAAGGCGACACUCCAACGCGGACUUUCUACGAAGUCAGAAAAGGCCUCUUUUGUGCGGCUGCUCCUGUGGGAGUUGACCACGCGUAUCGAGGAGGCGGCUGGAUGUGAUAAUGCACUGCCGGUGACUGAGGUGGAGUGCUUAAUGCUGGAGCUUGCGCGGCGCCGAUUGGCGUUCGAGAUGGUGUACCUGCAGUCCAUGAAGUACAUGCAGCACGUGGACGCGACGUUUCGGGAAAUGUCGUUCCCGUCGCCUGAGGGUCUGGUGUCAAUGGGCGUCGCGUAG